AUGCCGGUCGAAGCUAAGCCUACGGGUUUCUCGCUGAGCUGCAAAGAAGGCCUCUGUCAAUGGUGGAACGAUGUUUCGUCUGCUCAGGCCGAGCACCGCCUCCUCCAGCUGAUACCUUCUGUCGCACCUCCCACGGCUUCGUCUUCAUCACAAUCAACUGAUGCUCCCAUUCAUCGAACCAAAAAUGAGCAAAUCAGUGUCGUCGACUCUUUUGGGCCCAGGAACUGGCAGACGGCGCGCGUGCCGCUGCUUGGCGCUCAGAUGGAGCAGUUCAUCAACGAAUUUUCUGUAGAGCAUGCCGAGCAAGACACAAAGCACAAUCUCGUCAUGCUGCAUGGCUACGGAGCUGGUCUGGGGCUCUUCUACAAAAACUUCGAGCCGUUCUCACGCAGCAAAAACUGGAAACUCUACGCCCUGGACCUUCUGGGCAUGGGUCGUUCUGGGAGACCUGACUUCGAUAUACAGGCCAGGACUAGUAACGCCAAAGUGACAGAAGUCGAAAGCUGGUUCAUUGAUGCUCUCGAACAGUGGAGGAUCCAGCGAGGCAUUGAGAAGAUGACCCUAUUAGGACACAGUUUUGGUGCGUACAUGGCAGUCUGCUAUGCUCUGAAAUAUCCUGGCCACCUCGAGAAACUCAUCCUCGCCUCACCCGUUGGCAUACCAGAGGACAAAUAUGCUUGGAGCCCAUACACAUCAGCCCCUCCUUCUACCGUCCGAAACGAAAUUCUGCAAACUCAGCAUGAAGCCACUGGUCAGACUGAAUCUGCCGCGCCAGGGCGCCCUCCGAUACGGGCAUUGCCUCGUCUAGUCGCCUCAUUGUGGGCUGGGAACUUUUCUCCGUUCGGCUUUGUUCGUGCUGCUGGACCCUUUGGCCCCAGUCUGGUUUCGACCUGGACAUCACGGCGCUUCUCUGCACUGGCCGCAAUAGAGGCCAAAGCCUUGCAUGAUUACUGUUACUCCUUGUUCCGUCUGCGUGGGAGUGGCGACUACGCCUUGACCUACAUCUUGGCCCCUGGUGCCUACGCUCGGUCGCCGUUGAUCCGCAGGAUUGAAGGUGUAGGACGACAGUACCUGAAAAACGACCCGGAUGUGGUCAACAGUGACACCAUCUCCCAUGGUUCCAGCGACAAAACUGGACGCCAGAAUCCCAGGGAGACCGGGGUUCCUGUAGUUUUCAUGUAUGGAGAUCGCGAUUGGAUGGACAAGCAAGGAGGGCUCGACUCUGAGAUAAAAAUCAAUGCAGCGAAGCAAAAGGUAUUGAAAACCGCUACCGAAGAAGAGAAGAGAAAAGAGAAUGGCAGCGCUAAGACCUUCAUCGUUCCCAAUGCUGGUCAUCAUCUCUACCUCGACAACUUCGAAGAGUUUAACCGGUUUGUGCAGGAAGAAAUGGCAGAUGUGGAAGUUCGACAAAGACAGCUGUCAGAACCGGUUACCUAA
This is a messenger RNA of Aureobasidium subglaciale EXF-2481, 1437 nucleotides long. RefSeq lists its product as uncharacterized. NCBI's taxonomy places the organism in Eukaryota, Fungi, Ascomycota, Dothideomycetes, Dothideales, Saccotheciaceae. The record is from RefSeq and is a predicted model, not a curated record. Gene Ontology annotation, biological process: cardiolipin acyl-chain remodeling. The coding region runs from base 1 to 1437 and encodes 478 amino acids. Gene Ontology annotation, molecular function: A2-type glycerophospholipase activity. Gene Ontology annotation, cellular component: mitochondrial inner membrane. The transcript has a single exon.